UAUCGAUGCAUUUCGACUGAAGUGAAAAGCACCGGGACACCACGGAGCUCGAGGGUCUGCAAGGACUGUUUGGAAUGUAACUGGCCGUACUGAGAGGAUUCUCCAAAGCAAAAUACUGUAGAAGAGUUACUGCCACUCGGGGGCACUGCAGUUCCAAUAAUGCGCCCCAAACGAAACGAGUAACAAAACACAUCCUUCCCGUUUAAAAGCUGCCCUGGUCAAAGAGCUGAGGUAGCGAGCGCUCGGAUUUACAGUUGGCAUCACCUCGGAGGCGGAGAUGAUCUGAUUUUAUGCGGUGGAAUUGUACAAACCCUUUUGGGUUUGGAUUUCUGCUCCUGACAGCCGAGAUGAUAAUCUUUUCACUUCCCAUUCCCACCUACAUCCCAGCAUGGUCUGCAUAAGUUCUGCUGUCCUUCAUUUUCCACAUUGAAGUUCUCAAUCAUGAACAGGAGCAGACCGAACCACCUGGAGGAAAACUUUUCACUUCCAAACCGUUCCCCCAUCUUUAACAGCAGCAGGCACGAGUUUCCACCUUUCAUGGAUGAGCCGUGUAAGAGCUCAACGGGUCUCACUUUUGCUCUGGUGGUCCUGUAUUGCAUGGUCACCAUUGUGGGGCUGGUUGGCAACAUCUGCCUGAUCUGUGUGAUUGUCAAGCAGAAAGAAAAGGCAAACGUCACCAAUAUCUUGAUUGCCAACCUCUCCUUCUCUGACAUCAUGGUCUGCGCCUUCUGUCUGCCUUUCACUGUGGUUUACACACUAAUGGAUUAUUGGAUCUUUGGGGAUGUUUUGUGCAAAAUGAUGCCCUUUAUCCAGUGCAUGUCAGUGACGGUCUCCAUCCUGUCCCUUGUCUUAAUUGCUCUUGAGAGACACCAAUUGAUCAUCAACCCUGCAGGCUGGAAGCCCACUGUGCCACAAGCGUAUUUUGCCGUGGUCCUCAUUUGGAUGCUUGCUUGUUUCAUCUCGCUGCCAUUCUUGGCAUUCCACAUUUUGACCGAUGAGCCCUAUAAGAAGUUGAGUCCCUUAAUGGCGUCCCUAGCAGACAAGGCAGUCUGCACAGAGAACUGGCCCUCUCACAAGCACAAGCUGAUCUACACCACGUCCCUUCUCAUUUUUCAGUAUUGCGCCCCUCUCAUUUUCAUUCUUGUCUGCUACCUGAGGGUCUACUUCCGCUUGCAGAAGAGGAAGGACAUGCUGGACCGGACGUGCGAGGAGAACCGAAGGAUGACCCAUAGCAAGAGGAUCAACGUCAUGCUGGUUUCACUGGUCACCGCCUUUGCUGUCUGCUGGCUGCCACUGAACACAUUUAAUGCAGUGGCCGACUGGAAUUAUGAGGCUGUGAUGUACUGUCACCAUGACCUUGUCUUUUCCUUGUGCCACCUGAUGGCCAUGGUGUCCACCUGUGUUAAUCCAAUCAUUUAUGGCUUUUUGAACAACAACUUUAAAAAGGAGGUGAAAUCCGUGGUGUUUCACUGCAAAUGCCACCCACUGGAGGAGGAUUAUGAGCAUUUUCCUCUUUCCACUAUGCACACGGAAAUAUCAAAGACAUCACUGCGACUGAGCUGCAGGAACAACUCUGUAUAGCCAAGCGUUCAUCUGUGCCAAAGUCUGAAUGUCCAUUUAGGGAAAUCAGGGAGUGGUGGCUCCUCAGGUUUCCCGACUGAAGUUACUGUAACUUGUUGUGAUGGAUGAUUGUAUGCCAACAUGCACUUUAAUGAAGGAUGUGAACUACGCAGCACAGAGCUCAUCUUAAGCUUUAUCAUAAUCAACUAGUCAUUCCAUUUUCUACAUCAUCUUUAUUCAAGACAUAGUACAACAGAAAAUAUGAAUCCAUAUCUACAUAAGGUUACAAAUGAAUGUUUUGUUGGUAUUGAUCGCAUAUACUUGAGUGAAUGUUGGGAAUGCUGCACUUCAAACGUGAAAUCGUUCUUGAUACUGUUAGGUGCACCACUUCAGUUUAGAAUACACACAAACUAAAAUGGAGCUACCCCAUUUAAUAUCUCAAAGUUCUGGUCAGACUAUAAGGUGCCAUAUAGUUGCUCACACUGAACAUGGCUGUCAAAUGAGAUUGCAAGCAAGAAAUGAGAGGCACAUAAAACAUUGAGAACACUGAAAGUGUGUGGAUGGGUUUUGCGCACUGAGGAAAUUUAUGAAAUGCUCACCAACUGGGUCUGGAUACAAAUUUUAAACAUCCUUAGAGAGGGUGGAUCACUCAUCCACUUUCUUCCUGUCUCCUUAUUUUUGUCCACCCUCAACCUGUCACUGACAGAGCCCAAUCCUGCUAUGAACCAUUCACCAAAGACACACUCAUAAUUGGAUGCAACUGUUUUAUUUCUUUAGGCCUGGUUGCAAUCGUGGCCAUUGAUGGAACAAUUUGGUGCAGUCAGCCCUAUUCCUAUCAGCUGCACCUACUGUGAACCUGUCACCAACGACCCUCUCACACUUACAGUAGCUGCUGCUUC
Messenger RNA from Erpetoichthys calabaricus (reedfish), 2459 nucleotides. RefSeq names its product neuropeptide Y receptor Y4 (gene npy4r). Gene Ontology annotation, biological process: G protein-coupled receptor signaling pathway. Bases 442 to 1581 code for a protein of 379 amino acids. Gene Ontology annotation, cellular component: plasma membrane; neuron projection. The record is from RefSeq and is a predicted model, not a curated record. The transcript has 2 exons. NCBI's taxonomy places the organism in Eukaryota, Metazoa, Chordata, Cladistia, Polypteriformes, Polypteridae. Gene Ontology annotation, molecular function: neuropeptide binding; pancreatic polypeptide receptor activity.